This is a messenger RNA of Suncus etruscus (white-toothed pygmy shrew), 2912 nucleotides long. RefSeq names its product Putative N-acetylated-alpha-linked acidic dipeptidase. The coding region runs from base 185 to 2440 and encodes 751 amino acids. The record is from RefSeq and is a predicted model, not a curated record. Lineage: Eukaryota; Metazoa; Chordata; Mammalia; Eulipotyphla; Soricidae. Gene Ontology annotation, molecular function: carboxypeptidase activity. The transcript is spliced from 19 exons.
UGACUCCUCCUCUCAGGGAUUGGCCGGGAAGAGGAACUUUCCGGGGGGAGUGACAGACUGCGCCGCUGCGGGCUGGACUCCAGGGUGCGGGUCGGGAUCCCUGCGGCUGGCGCAGAAGCCUUUGCUUUUGCCUCUCACCCAAACCAGGGAGCCACAGCCAGGCUGAUACUAGGAGCUCAGCAAGAUGUGGAACCCCCUACAGGAAACCAGCGGGACCUGGGUUUCGGGGCGCCGCCCACGCUGGCUCUGCGCCGGGGCUCUGCUGCUGGCCUCGGGCCUGUUCAUCCUGGGCUUCCUGCUUGGAUGGUUUAUGAAGUCCUCCCAUGAGUCAACUAACAUCGUUCCACACCAUGAUAUGAAGAUGGCAUUUUUUGAAGAAUUGAAUGCUGAGAACAUCAAGAAAUUCUUAUAUAAUUUUACAAGGAUACCACAUUUAGCAGGAACAGAACAAAACUUUCAUCUUGCAAAGCAAAUUCAAUCUCAGUGGAAAAAUUUUGGCCUGGAUUCUGUUGAGUUAGUUCAUUAUGAUGUUCUGUUAUCCUACCCAAAUAAAACUCAUCUCAACUACAUCUCAAUAAUUGAUGGAGACGGAAAUGAGAUUUUCAAAACAUCAUUAUUUGAACCACCUCCUCCAGGAUAUGAAAAUGUUUCAAAUGUUGUACCACCUUUCAGUGCUUUCUCUCCAAAAGGAAUACCCCAGGGUGACCUAGUGUAUGUUAACUAUGCACGAACUGAAGACUUCUUUAAACUUGAACGGGACAUGAAAAUUAAUUGUUCUGGGAAGAUUGUGAUUGCCAGAUAUGGAAAAAUUUUCAGAGGAAAUAAGGUUAAAAAUGCUGAGCUGGCAGGUGCCAAAGGAAUUAUUCUAUACUCAGAUCCUGCUGAUUACUUUGCUCCUGGAGUAGAGUCCUAUCCAGAUGGGUGGAAUCUUCCUAGAGGUGGUGUCCAGCGUGGAAAUGUCUUAAAUCUUAAUGGUGCUGGCGAUCCUCUUACACCUGGUUACCCAGCAAAUGAAUAUGCGUAUAGGCGUGGAAUCACAGAAGCUGUUGGUCUUCCAAGUAUUCCUGUUCAUCCAAUUGGUUACUAUGAUGCACAUAAGCUCCUAGAGAAAAUGGGUGGAUCAGCAGCACCAGAUCCCAGCUGGAAAGGAAAACUUCCAGUGCCCUACAAUGUUGGACCUGGCUUCACUGGAAACUUUUCUGCUCAAAAAGUCAAGAUGCACAUCCAUUCUGACAAUAAAGUAACAAGAAUUUAUAAUAUCAUAGGAACACUCAAAGGAGCACUGGAACCAGAUAGAUAUGUCAUUCUUGGAGGUCAUCGUGAUUCAUGGGUAUUUGGUGGCAUCGAUCCACAAAGUGGAGCAGCUGUUGUUCAAGAAAUUGUGAGGAGUUUUGGAACACUGAAAAGAAAAGGUUGGAGACCUAGAAGAACAAUUUUGUUUGCCAGUUGGGAUGCAGAAGAAUUUGGUCUCCUUGGUUCUACUGAGUGGGCAGAGGAUAAUUCUAGACUCCUUCAGGAGCGUGCUGUGGCCUACAUCAAUGCAGAUUCUUCCGUAGAAGGUAAUUAUACUCUGAGAGUUGAGUGUACACCACUGAUGUACAGUUUGGUAUACAACUUGACAAAAGAGCUUAAAAGUCCUGACGAAGGCUUUGAAGGCAAAUCCCUUUAUGAAAGCUGGAAUGAAAAGAGUCCUUCCCCUGAGCUGAGCGGUAUGCCCAGAAUUGGCAAAUUAGGAUCCGGUAAUGAUUUUGAGGUGUUCUUCCAAAGACUUGGAAUUGCUUCAGGCAGAGCAAGAUACACUAAAAAUUGGGCAACAAACAAAUUCAGCAGUUAUCCACUGUACCACAGUGUCUAUGAAACAUAUGAAUUGGUGGAAAAGUUUUAUGAUCCAACUUUUAAGAAUCACCUUGCUGUGGCCCAGAUUCGAGGAGGGAUGGUAUUUGAAUUGGCCAAUUCCAUGGUGCUCCCUUUUGAUUGUCAAGAUUAUGCUGUAGUUUUAAGAAAGUAUGCUGACAAAAUCUACAACAUUUCAAUGAAACAUGAACAAGAAAUGCAGAAGUACAGUGUGUCAUUUGAUUCACUUUUUUCUGCAGUGAAAAAUUUUACAGAAAUAGCUACUAAGUUUAGUGAGAGACUUCAAGGUUUGAACAAAAACAACCCAAUACUAUUGAGAAUUAUGAAUGACCAACUGAUGUUUCUUGAACGAGCUUUUAUUGAUCCUUUAGGAUUACCAAAUAGACCUUUUUAUAGGCAUGUCAUUUAUGCUCCCAGCAGCCACAAUAAGUAUGCAGGGGAAUCAUUUCCAGGAAUUUAUGAUGCUCUGUUUGAUAUCAAAAGCUCCGUGGAUCCUUCCAAGGCUUGGGAAGAAGUGAAGAAACAGAUUUCUAUCGCAGCCUUCACAGUGCAGGCAGCAGCAGGGACACUGAGAAAAGUAGACUAGGAGGGUUCUUUAGAGCACAUAUUGAUUUAGUAUAGUAUAUAAUUAAAGAGACUCAUGGUGAAUCCAUUGAUAAACUGAAAUAUUAACAACAUUCAAAUCUUAUCAGCCUUUUUUCUCACCAUGGACCAAAAAGAAUGAUAAGUGACUUGAUUCUAUAAGUAUAGAAGGUAUGCUGAAGUUGUAGCAUUAAAACUAAGGGGAGCACCAUUAUUAAGUCUCUGAUGUGAAUAAGGAAUCAAGUAUAAUUUAACAUUUCAACGAUACUUCUGUUAUAAAUCACAUGGGAAAAUGCACACUGCAUUGCUUGAUCUCCCAUGAUGCAAUUACUGUCAGAACACUGCUGGGGAAGUUCUCGUCUAAUCUUACUUCUAAUCAAUGUAAAUACUCCAUACCAUAUUCAUACCAUACCUAUUCAUACCAUAGGAUACAUACAUUUAAACAUUAUUUUAGCAUUUGUAUUCAUAAUUUGUGU